AUGUCUACUGCUCUCACAUCUACUACUCAAGAUACACAGUACCCCCAGGAGAUCCUCUACGCCAUAUGUGCUCAGCUGUACGCUUCCUGUUUGCUCCCAGAUGAGCCUUCCCUCGACCCUCUCAUUCACGUAGAAGGUGACCUUGGGGUUCCUACCGCCCAUCCAUCGUCCGUACCUCCAGGUUACUGGCCUGAACCAGUGGUUCGUCGCACACUCGCCAACCUCUGUCUCGUCAAUCAUGCCUGGUACCAAGCUGCAAAACCAUGGCUCUGGCACAAGCUUGAAGUCCGCUUGCCUCGCACUUGGCUAUCUCUCGUCGAGGAGAUCGCAUGGAAUUAUGAUGAGGAAACCGUCGAUAGCGUAAUGGGGAAAACCAUUCAAGCGGCAACACAAGCUGCCAUUGACUCCGCGCAUGUUAUUUCCAACCAUGAGCAAGCGUUCCGCUUCGAUGAAAAUUUAUUCAACAAUUUGGAUGCACCCGAUGUUUCUAUCAGUUUGGACCUACUUUCACCUGUCCCAUCGCGAGACCCAAGUCCUCGUCGACUCAGGCCCAAGAGCAAGAGUCCUGCUCGGUGGAAGAUCCUGAGGUCGAUUAGCAACGCCAUCCAGGAUGUCAUGAAUACCAGAGCCCCUGGUGUCUACGUCCCGACUCCCGAAGAUCCUCGUCCUGGCCGCUUUGUCCGGCACCUUGAUUUCAAUCAUUUCCGCACCAUUGGUAUGCGUCGCUCUGUAGAAGAAGGUGUAAACAGUCGCUUUGUAACUGGCGACCGAGUUCAAGCCGUGCUAAAGGAAAUGCCAAAUUUAACCGCAUUUGGUGCGACGGAAUAUAUGGACGGGGCAUUGACUUUACCUGUCCUCAAUGAAUUGUUCCUGCGCGGCGCUCCUUCCGGCGGCAGAGGUCGCCCUACCCGCGGUCGUGCUCUUGUGGAGUUGCACGAUAUUGAAGAAGAAGACCGCGAACGUCGCAGAGAGUGCAAAGAUAUCGAGGCUGUCGAUUUAACAGGUUGCGUCAGCGCUGUGUUCGUCAACGCAUUCACCGACUUUGUAAACAUGCACCUUCUUCCACCACCAUCCGAUUCCGAUUCCGAAGGAGACGAGGGUGAGAACGGUGCCCGUAGGAUUCGUCAACGUAAUCUGUAUGAACCUCUUGUUUUCCCCGGUCUUCGACGGCUAGGGUUGCGUGGCGUCAAGUCCAUUUUGCCUCAAUUCCUGGGACCAUUUGUGCUAGCAUUCCCUCAUUUGACGCACCUCGACUUAUCCGGCACACGGGUCACUCCCGAAAUUCUCGAUUCAUUGGGACAAUCUUCGACACUGCGUCUCAAGUCUCUUGCCCUCGCUCGUUGUAUCAAGCUUACCAGCGAGUGUAUUACAAGUUUUUUGGUUGAUUCCGCUGUCACUUCGGAAUUAACAGAGCUCAACUUAUAUGGAGAUAUGUCGUACGGCUCUCCAAUCGUCGCAGACGAUUUGUUGAAGAUCGUUACCUUUGCGCCAUCCUUUGUCAACGGUAACUUGGUCUAUCUUGACCUUUCAAGUACGCCGAUGACUAAGGAAAUUCUGCUCAAGUUCAAGCCGCAGCUAAAACUACGGUCUUUGGGUCUUUCGCAUAUACUUCAUCUGGAACUCAAGGCAGUGGCGGAGUUCCUGAAAACCAAAGCGCCGAAUGUCGAAAUCUUGACGGUGGUUAACACCUCGCCCGAGUUGGACUGCGGACUUCGGCUACCUACUGCAGAUGCCAGAAGUGCUACACGGCAGUCUUCCAUUGCCUUGCAUACGCAACUAAUCCGGCCGCUUUGCACUCCGCCGUCAUCUUUCAGCAUUAUGCAAUCAAGUUCAUCUGCGCUGCCACCUCCGACACGGUUGCGUGUUGUCGAGUUGUCGACAGCUAUGUUGGGAGCUCUUGGCGCUGGAGCCGGUUCUUGGAGGAUUAUCAGAAGCAAAGGGGGUCGUGGAUGGUACGUCGAUACUGCCAGCGCCUGGGUUGCUGAGAAAGGGUCAGGGGCAGGAAGUGUUCUUUGCAGAGACCUUCCGCCCUCUCAUCUUUUCAGGAUUGAAAUGGAGAAACUUUCGGACGCGAAUGGCAACGUUAGCAGUGGAGUUGGAUGGCAUGCAAGAAAGAUGGAGAUCCUCCACGGUCACGGUAUGCUUGGGCGCGAAGAUGGUUUAUACGGCGCAGUGUCGUUUGCGUACCAGGGCUAG
Psilocybe cubensis is the source of this 2196-nucleotide messenger RNA. RefSeq lists its product as uncharacterized. The transcript has 5 exons. NCBI's taxonomy places the organism in Eukaryota, Fungi, Basidiomycota, Agaricomycetes, Agaricales, Agrocybaceae. The record is from RefSeq and is a predicted model, not a curated record. The coding region runs from base 1 to 2196 and encodes 731 amino acids.